AUGGAGUUUGUUAUUAAAGCCAUUGAACUGGCAAAUAAGGCUCAGAGAGGAGGCAAUCCUGCUGUUGUCAAAGCCAAGAAAGAAGAAAUUGCUACGGCAGAAAAAGUGUUGGCAUGGCUGGAAGACGGCAAAAGAGUGGCUAAUGGUCAGUGGACGAACAGCGAGAUCGCCAUUAUUAAUACCCUCACUCUGCUGACUGCUAAACCAUCUGUAUAUAUUGUCAAUGUCAGUGAGGAGGAUUAUAUAUUGGGAGCUGAUGACCAGGGCACUCAAUGGAUGAAAGAAAUCAAUCAAUGGGUCAACGACAACUCACCAGGGGAUAGAGUAGUUCCGGUGAGUAUUGGUCUUGAAGCGCGAUUAGCAGGGUUGGAUCAAGCCACUGUUGAUGCUGAAUUGAAAGAUCUCGAUACUCAAAGCGCUCUACCAAUAGCUAUUCAGGAACUUCGUAAAGCACUCCAUCUCAUCAGUUACUUCACUUGCGGAAAAGACGAGGUUCGUGAAUGGACUAUCCGCAAGGGCACGAAGGCUCCACAGGCAGCGGGUAUCAUUCACAAGGAUCUCGAAAAGACAUUUAUUCUGGCCAAUGUCACUAAAUACGACGACCUGGUAGCUGCUAAUGGCGACGACUCGGUAAUUAAAGCCUCGGGUCAGCUCUCUCAAAAGGGUAAAGACUACGUUGUGGAGGACGGAGACGUGGUUCACUUCAAAUCGGCCGCUGCCCGAAAGUAA
This is a messenger RNA of Sugiyamaella lignohabitans, 729 nucleotides long. RefSeq names its product Ola1p (gene OLA1). The transcript has a single exon. Gene Ontology annotation, cellular component: cytoplasm. The coding region runs from base 1 to 729 and encodes 242 amino acids. Lineage: Eukaryota; Fungi; Ascomycota; Dipodascomycetes; Dipodascales; Trichomonascaceae. Gene Ontology annotation, molecular function: ATP hydrolysis activity. The record is from RefSeq and is a predicted model, not a curated record.